GAAGUUCAAUAGGAGUGAAGUGUGGUCACCAACAAUUAUCCAUAAAUAGGGAUGGGUAAGGUCAAAAAACAGGCGGGCCACGCCAUCAAGAAAAUCCUCAUGAAAGAGAAGAGCUUGGCGAUGAAAAAGAAGCGCGAGGCUGAUAGUUAUCACGACACGCCUGAAUCAACUGUCACGGCGCAGGCCCGCAAGGAUCUCGCGGCGGUUGAAUACCGAAAGUCCCAGGUUACCCAGGCCGCGCCCGCACAAACCUCUUCCUUCCUAUCCUACAACAACGCGCUUGGGCCGCCGUUUCGGAUAUGGCUGGAUACCAACUUUAUCAACUUCUCCAUGCAGAAUAAGAUAGACAUUGUUCAGGGGCUCAUGGAUUGCCUUUUGGCUAAAGUGAUCCCCUGUAUUUGCGACUGCGUCUUUGCGGAGCUGGAGAAGUUGGGUAAGAAGUUCCGGAUUGCUCUGAGGAUUGCCCGCGACAAGCGAUUUGAGCGACUGACUUGUGAAGCGCGGUACGCGGAUGACUGCGUCGUGCGCACCGUUACAGAGCACCCGGUUUAUAUUGUCGCGACAUGCGAUCAGGAGCUGAAACGACGAAUUCGUAAAAUACCAGGGGUUCCAAUUAUGUAUAUCUCAAAGCAUCGCUAUACCAUCGAAAGACUCCCUGAAGCAUACGGUGCCCCUGCGUAGUUUCGGCUUCUGUCAUCCAUAAGAUUAACCAAAGGGUGGGAAAAUGUUGAUUAAUACUCGCAACGAUUAAUUGUUAACUUUGCAUAUUCCGAAUGCUAAAUAUUAGGAUAGAUAGGGGUGAGGGGAUCGUUGAUCUAAAUAGAGAGGGGUACUUCACUACCUUCUAUUCUAAUAUUUUUCCCGUCUUUCACGCA
Molecule: messenger RNA, 875 nt
Organism: Phytomonas sp. EM1
Lineage: Eukaryota; Euglenozoa; Kinetoplastea; Trypanosomatida; Trypanosomatidae
Source: the annotation of a GenBank genome assembly